GUUGAGACAAGACCUCAUGAGGAGGAGUUUGGGUCCUGCUUCUCUCCAACAUGGCUGCUUCAACGCUGCUGCUUCUUUGGGUUCUGGUGUCAGAAUGUUUUUCUGGGUCGACAAAUCCUGAUCAGAAAAACAUCAAUGCAGAACCUGGACAGAACAUCAUUCUGCCAUGUCGGGCUCCAGACAGCAGACCUGUUAUAGUUGUAGAGUGGACCAGGAAUGAUCUGGAGCCUCAGAGUGUUUUUCUAUAUCGAGAUGCGCAGAUUGAUCAACUUAACCAGCAUCCAAGGUAUAAGAACCGGGUGGAGCUGCGGGACAGAAAGAUGAAGGACGGAGACGUGUCUUUGACUCUGAAGAACGUGAGGAGUGAUGACAGAGGGAGUUAUGAGUGCAGAGUUGUCCAUGCUGAGGCAGCAAGGAGAUUUAAUUUGGGUCCCAUCAGCAUCAUCAACCUGGAUGUUGCUCCACGGUCACAAGCUGUAAAAAGAGGAACCAAACUUGGACCUACUGGACUGAUGAUUGGUCUGACCUCCUUCCUGUUAGCUGUUGGUGUUGGUUUUGAACUUUUGUAACUCAAAGUUAGCCUCCUGCUAAACAACCACCUGUCUUUAGUUUGUCAGAAACAGCCUCAGUUUGGGUUUCCUGAUGCUGAGGGCAACAAAACGGGAAUAAAUCUUAGACCAGUUCAGGAGAAAUGUUCAAAAGAAAAGAUUAUUGUCCUGAAGAACAUUUUCAGUUGGAAUGGUCGUCUCUGGUUUGAAGACAGAAGAUUUAAAACGUCAAAUAGAUUUAGGCUCAAGGUUAAAUAUGAUUUUAUGAUCCAUUAAAUGGGUUUUUAUUGAUGGUUUGUUCAUUUUUUGUAUUUUUGUGCCGCUAGUGGCCUUUUUUCUAUAAUCUCUCUGGGAUCAACAUCUUGUGGGAUGUUCUUCUCUCUUUCAGUUUUCAUCUCUCAGCUUCAGUAAAACUGAAUCAUUUUCCAGAAAGCCUGCAGGUUAGAACAGGUUCAGUUGUUGCCCAACUGCUCCACCUGUUCCUGCAUGCAGGAGUUGAUGUAUUCAUAAACAAAUUUCACCUGGAUCUGUUUCAGGGAAAUUCCUAAACCGAGCAAGAUUUCUGGUUUUUGUGAAGAAAAAAAAUAAACAAUUGAAAUAAAGCCGUUUUAAUAAUUACCUGAACUCUGUAACUGAACAGGAAAUAAAAUCUGUAAUGUGAAGAAUUGAUGUUUUUCUAUUAACAUGUUAUCACAAAAUAAGAAGUUGUUUAAAGAA
This is a messenger RNA of Girardinichthys multiradiatus, 1265 nucleotides long. RefSeq names its product myelin-oligodendrocyte glycoprotein-like. NCBI's taxonomy places the organism in Eukaryota, Metazoa, Chordata, Actinopteri, Cyprinodontiformes, Goodeidae. The transcript has 3 exons. Bases 51 to 569 code for a protein of 172 amino acids. The record is from RefSeq and is a predicted model, not a curated record.